Messenger RNA from Aspergillus tanneri, 1209 nucleotides. Its product is annotated as Zn(II)2Cys6 transcription factor. Bases 1 to 1209 code for a protein of 402 amino acids. The transcript is spliced from 4 exons. Gene Ontology annotation, molecular function: DNA-binding transcription factor activity, RNA polymerase II-specific; zinc ion binding. Gene Ontology annotation, biological process: regulation of DNA-templated transcription. The record is from RefSeq and is a predicted model, not a curated record. NCBI's taxonomy places the organism in Eukaryota, Fungi, Ascomycota, Eurotiomycetes, Eurotiales, Aspergillaceae.
AUGAUAUCCACUACUGCUGCCACCGAGCCUGGAGAGAGACGACAAUGUUGGGAGUGUCGACGUCGUCGACUCGUGUGCGACUCGUCCCGACCGGCUUGUAAUAAGUGUCUUGCAGCCGGCACUGAGUGUCCGGGAUAUGGUAGUAAGAAACCACUCAAGUGGAUCACUCCAGGGACUGUCAAGUCUCGCAAUCGGGGUCGACCACCUGGAUCCGGAAAAGGCAGUACUUCUGCUGCCAAAACGAAGUCUAUGAGCAAGUCUCCGCAGGUGGAUAAUGCCAGUAUCUCUGUUGGCAGCAGUUUAAGUGCAGAGUCUAGCCCGACCACUAAUUGUCCCGAUGGGGCAAUUGACAGACUCAUCCAGGAGGCAGAAGCUGCAUUACAAUCAGAGCAAGACCCUUUGAACCCUGUGACUUUCCUCAAAAGCCUAGGAUUGGAAACAAACGACUUUUUCCAGUCUGUACUCUACUUCAACGAUUGCAUUUAUCCCGAUUUGGCAGUGAUGCACGAAUUGGUGCCGAAUCCAUAUCUCGCUCCUAUACCGAUGAUGGCGUUUCGUGAUACAUCCUCGUCUGUACGCCACACCAUUUGCUAUCUCACUCUCGGACAUCGCAUCCAGCAGCUAGCAUGGCAGCUGGAUGAAGCAGCCUUGGUAGAGGAGCGAUCUCGACUCUAUCAUCAUCGCGGUGAAGCAAUGCGGGCGUUGAGCGAGGACAUAUCCAAUGACCGGUCACAAUGUACCGAUACCACCAUUCUCAGCGUGUUAAUGUUUUUAUUUGCCGAUGUGCGGCAGUUUGCAGCGCCGUACUGGCGAUACCAUCUGACAGGUGCCACGCAGUUGAUACUCCUGCGUGGAGGUCUGAAGAAACUCGUGCGCACUUCAGCGAUGUUACGACCGUCACUUCUGUACUUCAUGAUCAUCGGCGUCAUGGGAAACACCACCAGUUCCGCAUCAGACCAGAUCCCAGCGACUUCGAACCUGGAUCUAAUCGAUCUAAUGGCAGAAGCCUACGGAGAAGGACUCUUCCCUGUAUUAUUCUGUCCACCCACACUCCUUCUCGAUAUCAUCCGGAUCAACCAUCUCCGAAUGCAAGGCUCCACCAAUCCCACGGAUGAGAUCCUCCAAACAAGCGCAUACACCUUACUCGAGCAGAUUCAGUCCUUCUCCCCAGAGCAGUGGACAGUCACAUCUGCAGCUCCCCCGCGAUGA